Messenger RNA from Sabethes cyaneus, 2289 nucleotides. RefSeq names its product autophagy-related protein 16-1 (gene Atg16). The record is from RefSeq and is a predicted model, not a curated record. The transcript is spliced from 7 exons. The coding region runs from base 218 to 1855 and encodes 545 amino acids. NCBI's taxonomy places the organism in Eukaryota, Metazoa, Arthropoda, Insecta, Diptera, Culicidae. Gene Ontology annotation, cellular component: autophagosome membrane. Gene Ontology annotation, biological process: autophagosome assembly. Gene Ontology annotation, molecular function: protein binding.
AUCAAAACACAAACAUUCGUCGUUUCGAUUUUUACGGAAAUUCACUUAAAUAAUUCAAUUUUCAAGCUGUUUAACUGCGGUUUAUCUAGUUACGCUUGUGCUACCAAGGUGAAAAAUAUAGUGAGUGUUGUGAUUGCAAGUGUUUGUUCUCAGCAGAAACAUCGCUGCUGCAUCAAGAUAUUGUUGAGUACAAUUAUUGCUAGUUUUGCCGAAAAGGAUGGCCACUGCAGGUGCCGGUUGUAAAUCGGAGAAUUGGCGUGACACUAUAGCCGACCGUCUUCGAACACGCAACAGAAAUGAAACCUCCAGAUAUGCAGAUAUUAUUGCUUACAACAAUCGAUUGUUUGACGCGGCAGCUAAGCUGAGACAGGAGAAUUUGGAGCUUAAAAUCGAUAAAAAAAUUCGUGACAGUUCCAGUGGUACCAGCGGGUCUGACUUGGUGUCCAUUACUAACGCUCAGAUUCAGUCUCUGGAGAAAAAAAUAUUAGCCCAGCAGGAAGAGCUAACCGAUUUGCACAAACGUAAGGGCGAACACUCGCAAAUGAUUAUCAAUUUGAACCAGAAGCUUUCGGACACACAGCGAACAUUAGCUGAGAAGGAGCGCGCCCUUGCAGAGCAGACUGCGUUGAAUGUCACUUUGCGUGAUGAACUGGAAGAACUGAAGGUUUCCCAUAUUACGAUUAAGGACGAGUCUCUAGCUUCGCAGUUACGAGCGAAUACGGCCGAGGAAAAAUUACGAGCAGUACAGGAUGAAAAUAGCAAACUGCUGAAUCUGCUUAUGGAAUAUAAAUCGCGCGACGCAGAGAUUAUGAAUAAAGAAAAUGACAAAUUUUUCAAGGAGAAAAAAGCUCGGAUUGAGAGUGAACUUGAACGAGCAAUAAAGGAUAUUCCUGGACCUUCAUCCCUUGCGGGAAUGGGUGAUGUAGAUCGUUUCGAUUUCGGCUCUGACGGACCGCCAGAAGGUAUUGAAUUUAAAUUCGAUGCCCACGAUGGGGAAGUAAACGCCGUACGCUGGAGCCCAGUGGAGCGCGUCGUUGCCACUGGUGGUGCUGACCGGAAGGUAAAACUGUGGGAUGUUGGCAAAGGCAUUUGUGAACCGCGUGGUGCUUUAGUUGGUAGUAACCAGGGUAUCAAUUCGGUAGAAUUUGAUACCACUGGAUCACUCAUCUUAGCUGCCUCGAAUGAUUUCGCUAGCCGGGUGUGGACCGUCUGUGAUCAACGAUUGCGGCACACACUUACGGGUCACAGCGGAAAGGUACUGGCGGCGAAGUUUCUCGGCACAUCAUGUCUAGUCACCGGUAGCCACGAUCGGACGCUCAAGGUGUGGGACCUGAAGAAUCGUUCUUGUACGGAAACCAAAUUUGCCGGGUCCAGCUGCAACGAUCUGGUCACGACGGACAGCUUCUCGAUCAUCAGCGGUCAUUUCGACAAGAAGAUCCGAUUCUGGGACACCCGAACGGCGGACUGUGCUGCGAACGAUAUCCCGCUGCAGGGUAAAAUCACAUCGCUGGAUCUGUCCAAGGAUGGCAAGUUUCUGCUGUGCUGCGUUCGGGACGAUACGAUCAACCUGAUGGAUCUGCGCAACAACAAGAUCGUGCGAACGUUUCGCCAUGACAAUUUCAAGGUGGGCUGCGAUUGGGCCCGUGUAGCCUUUAGUCCGACUUGCCAACGAAUUGCCGCCGGUUCUGCAGACGGUUCCGUCUACAUCUGGAACGUAAAUGGACCCCUGGAAACCAUGCUGAAGGAUCCAAACGGAAGUGGCGCCGCAGUUACUGCCGUCAGCUGGCAUCCAUUUAGCUCUGUCCUGGCGUCGGUGGAUCGAGCCAAAAAGUGCACAAUCUGGUCGAAUGCUUAGCAGAUUCUGCUGCCCCAGCUAUUGAUGCUACUAAAGCAGUGUUCGGUGUACCGAUAGCCUUCGGAAGCCAUCGUCGGAGGUGUAUCAUAAAUGACAACAGCAGAAUGUCUGGUAGUGUAGCCGCCUGUGGACUGGUCUGCGUGCGUAUGUGUUUGUUUGAGUAACAUUCAACGAAAGAGCUUUUCGCCGGGGUGUAUAUUGUGAGUGAAUAUCAUUGUUUAGAUUACCAGUUUUGUUUGUGUUGACUUUUACACGAUGCUAUUUUUCUACGAGAAAUAUUUUUGCCGUUCUGUCCAGUACUUUGUAACGUAAAACAUUCAAACUAAUUGCUCUCGCCGAUGUUCUCCAGUUUAACAAAAAAAAGGAAAAAGAAAACAGAACGAUCAUGUAUUAUUAAGGUUCUGCCAUCGCGAUAUACUCUCCAUUAAAUAUAU